UUGGAGCUGAACGUAAUCUUCAGGUCCGUAUUCAGCAAUUUAGCAACGGAAAGCAGUCACUGAGAAAUAUCACAGAGGACUUUUGCCACCUGGCCACCACAGCUACAACCUCCAUCUGCUUAAAAGAGAAGAAAAGAGUCCCGGAAACAUGAUUUGCUUGUGGUUCCUAUCUCUUCUUGCUUAUGGACUCACAAUACUGCAGGGAGUGAAUUGUUGGACAUACCAUUAUUCAGACACAAACAUGACCUACAGGGAAGCAGAGCUGUGGUGCAAAAAGAGGUAUACCAACAUGGUUGCCAUUCAGAAUAAGGAGGAAAUCAACUAUCUCAAUAACUUCUUACCCUUCAAUCCGGGUUACUACUGGAUUGGAAUCAGAAAAAUUAACGAGGUGUGGACCUGGGUUGGAACUAACAAAGAACUGACAGAAGAGGCAAAAAACUGGGCUUCAGGUGAGCCAAAUGGCAAAGGGAACAACGAGGACUGCGUUGAAAUCUACAUCAAAAGAGGGAAGGAUGAUGGCAAAUGGAAUGAUGAACAGUGUGAGAAAAAGAAGGUUGCCUUGUGCUACACAGCUUCUUGCAACCCGUCUCUCUGCAGUGGCCGUGGAGAAUGCAUAGAGACUAUUAACAAUCACACCUGCCGUUGUAACCCUGGAUUCUAUGGGCCUGAAUGCGAGUUUGUUGAGAGUUGUGAUCCACUGAAGAAACCUGAUCAUGGGAGCCUCAAGUGCAACCAUCCAUUGGAGAACUUCAGCUACAACUCGUCCUGCACAGUUCAGUGUGAGGAAGGCUAUGAACUGACUGCACUGGACUCUGUAUACUGUACCUCUUCUGGGGUCUGGUCUGCCCCUCUUGCAGCAUGCAAAGCUGUGACCUGUCCUGCCUUAGAAUUGCCUGCUCAUGGUGCUGUGAACUGCUCCCAUCCCUCUGUGGAGCUCACCUGGGGUACUACCUGCGAGUUCACCUGUGAGGAAGGAUUUGCCCUGACAGGACCAGCCACGCUGCAGUGUGGGUCUUCUGGGACCUGGGACAGGCAGCAGCCAUCUUGUGCAGCUGUGAGGUGCGAGGCUGUAACCUGGCCAGAAGAAGGCUUUGUGAUCUGUGACCAUGCUCCUGCAGAUCUUGCCUAUCGCUCGCUUUGUGAUUUCCACUGCAACGAGGGCUACGUUCUGGAUGGUCCAUCCAGCAUUGAGUGCACGGCACAGGGACAGUGGUCAGAGCCACUGCCAAAAUGCAAAGUUGUGCAGUGUGAACCACUGAACUCUCCUGAGAAAGGCUCUAUGGAUUGCUCACAUGGUGCUGGGAACUUCAUGUACAACACAACCUGCCACUUCACCUGUCUAGAAGGAUGGAUGCUCAAUGGUUCUCAUGUUCUUGAGUGCAGUCAUUCAGGAAACUGGAGUGCCCGUCUGCCCACAUGUGAAGCUUCUGAACAAGUCAGCUAUGUCUCUGUUGGCAUAGCAGCCACAAGUGCCUCUCUGUUGUCCACAGCAUCAUUCCUCCUUUGGCUUGCAAGACGUUUCCGAAGAAAAGUAAAGAAAUUUACACCUUCCAGCAGCUGCCAGAGCCUAACCACUGAAGGUAGUUUCCAAAGUGCUGGCCAGAAUGUCUAAUUCCAGGUGUUUCAGGAAUUGAAGCCAUCUUUACUUAUGUCUCAGAUUUCCGGAGAAUGAAACUGCAUGCAAAUCAGCAGCUGUCCAGAUGUUUUUACCUCUUGCUGACAAGAUGAUUGACCUUGUGUAUUGUUCAGAAAUUUUGAACUCAAGCUGUCUGGUAUUUCCACUGAAGACAAGCAGAGAGUAAAAUUCUGGCUUUCUGGCAAAAUACUGUCUACAUUCAGUCAUGUAGUUAUCAUAACUGGGAGCUUGCCAUCUCUUGUCCAGAUGGUGAGCAAAUAGUAAGCUGCUGCCUAAAGAGGAGGCUGGUUUCUCCUCUGGUCUACUCAAAGGUACCUAGGUGAGGUGAAGACAUGCAUUAUUUCACAUCACUUACUACACUGCUGGAGAUGUCUUCUCUGGAGACAUAUGGGUUAUACUUGCAGAAACAGAAUGAUCAGGAAGAAAAAGUAUUCACUGAAUAUUCAGCUUUGAAACCACUGAUCUGGUUUGUUGUUGAAGUCAGGUUUUUUUAAGAAGAUGUCCUAGUCAAAUAUGCCUGUAGUGAUACAGGCAAUUAUUUGGUUUUCUGCUGCAUGUCCCAGAAAGCUUAGGGACUUAAAACUUUUUU
Tyto alba (common barn owl) is the source of this 2225-nucleotide messenger RNA. It is a transcript of the gene SELE, whose product is annotated as selectin E. Lineage: Eukaryota; Metazoa; Chordata; Aves; Strigiformes; Tytonidae. The record is from RefSeq and is a predicted model, not a curated record. Gene Ontology annotation, molecular function: sialic acid binding; oligosaccharide binding. The transcript is spliced from 12 exons. Gene Ontology annotation, biological process: response to cytokine; leukocyte tethering or rolling; heterophilic cell-cell adhesion. Bases 149 to 1612 code for a protein of 487 amino acids. Gene Ontology annotation, cellular component: external side of plasma membrane; membrane.